Molecule: messenger RNA, 1221 nt
Organism: Australozyma saopauloensis
Lineage: Eukaryota; Fungi; Ascomycota; Pichiomycetes; Serinales; Metschnikowiaceae
Exons: 1
Coding region: 1-1221 (406 amino acids)
Biological process (GO): mitochondrial magnesium ion transmembrane transport
Cellular component (GO): mitochondrial inner membrane
Molecular function (GO): magnesium ion transmembrane transporter activity
Source: RefSeq, a predicted model, not a curated record
AUGCUUCUACGAAACCUCAGCUUGAAGCCAAGACUACAGUCAUUCAAUAGCUGCUGCGUACAGCUCAGUCUACUACGUUUCAAACAACAAAAUGCCUUCAAUGAUCGGGUUCUUGCAAACACUCUUCGUUCCAGUAAGUCGCAGCCAGAUAACGAGUAUGUGCGUUGCACCACUUACGAUAAAGAUGGGAACAUAGUGUUUUUCGGAAAGAGCUUCAAAAAGCUGGAGUUCAUGCGGAAAUACGAUGUUGCACCAAGAGAUCUACGUAAAAUGAUCCGCUCGCAUACAAACCAUGCCCCCGGAGUAGGCGGAAUCCAUGUUGAUUUCGUGCCGCUGUUUCUGACCCGUAAUAAUUGCAUCAUGCUCAAUCUACUCAAUAUCAGAGCAUUGAUAAAAUGCGAUUCCUUGGUCGUAUUCGACUAUUCUCUGAGCUCCAGUGCGCGCCUGCGAGAGCUGUAUUCCCAUAAUUCGUUCCUCACUGAUUUGUCGACCCGCUUGAAAUCCACUCAUCCUGAAGCUGCUUUACUUCCCUACGAGUUUCGAGCAUUAGAAGCUAUUUUGGUGGACGUGACUUCGAAUUUGGCUACUGAGAUGAAUGUACACCAAACUGUUGUGCAGAAUAUUUUGGCGAGUCUUGAAGUCUCAAUCGAAAGAUCCAAGCUACGGUACUUGCUUAUCCAGCUGAAAAAAUUGGGCCAGUUCCAUCAAAAGGUAAAACUCAUCAAUGACCUCUUGCACGACCUCCUUAAUUCUGACGAGGAACUCAACGAGCUAUACCUAACCGAGAUUAAACAGGGCCUCUAUAGACAGUCGUACAACCAUCAAGAGGUGGAACUUCUUCUCGAAUCCUACUAUGCAACAAUUGAUGAAAUUAUUCAGACGGUUGAAAAUCUUACGUCUCAGAUUAAGACCUCCGAGGAACUUAUCCGAUUUGUUCUUGAUGCAAACAGAAAUGAACUCAUGCUACUUGGUCUUAAAUUCUCCAUCGGAUUGUUGUCGAUGGGUAUAACGAUGUACAUUGCUGCAUUGUAUGGAAUGAACUUGGAAAAUUUCAUUGAAGAGUCUGAUGGAGGCUUCGAGUUCAUAGUUGUGCUUGGCUCGAUUUCCUUGCUUCUACUCUUCAUUUUCUGUGCAAAGCAGCUUAACAAGCUCCAAAAAGUCACCAUGAGUGGAACUAAUAAGCGUCUGGCAAUCAAGAAUGGCCUACGAGAAGAUCAUUGA